This is a messenger RNA of Zeugodacus cucurbitae (melon fly), 2047 nucleotides long. Its product is annotated as spliceosome-associated protein CWC27 homolog. Gene Ontology annotation, cellular component: catalytic step 2 spliceosome. The transcript is spliced from 4 exons. The record is from RefSeq and is a predicted model, not a curated record. Gene Ontology annotation, biological process: protein peptidyl-prolyl isomerization; protein folding. Bases 141 to 1670 code for a protein of 509 amino acids. Gene Ontology annotation, molecular function: peptidyl-prolyl cis-trans isomerase activity. NCBI's taxonomy places the organism in Eukaryota, Metazoa, Arthropoda, Insecta, Diptera, Tephritidae.
AACUCUGUAGUCACCUUAAACGUCGGAAUAUAGUACCGAGUUUAUUUGUGAAUUUGCCAUUUUCUAUUGUGAAUUGUUAAUAUUUAUCAGAACUAAAUAAUAAAUAAUAGAAUAUCAAUCUGUAAACAAAUAAUUGAAGGAUGAGCAACAUUUACAUUCAGGAACCGCCGACUUCGGGAAAGGUUCUCCUCAAGACUACCGUCGGUGAUAUAGAUAUAGAACUCUGGUCUCGAGAAUGUCCAAAAGCAUGCCGCAAUUUUAUACAACUAUGCAUGGAAGGAUACUACAAUGGCACCAUUUUCCAUCGCGUUGUAAAAGGUUUUAUCGUACAAGGGGGUGAUCCCAAUAGCGAUGGAACUGGUGGAGAAUCUAUUUACGGUCAUACAUUUAAGGAUGAAUUUCAUUCACGUCUACGUUAUGCGCGACGUGGACUUGUUGGAAUGGCGAAUGCCGAUAAGGAUGAUAAUGGCUCACAGUUUUUCUUCACCUUGGCCGCUACACCAGAGCUUCAAAACAAGAACACACUUUUCGGCAAAGUGACAGGAGAUACUUUAUACAAUAUGCUGAAACUGGAGGACGGUUUAGUGGAUCACAAUGAACGCCCCAUGUAUCCUCAAAAAAUAUUGCGUGCCGAAAUUUUAAGUAAUCCCUUUGAAGAUAUAGUACCUCGAAAAAUAGCAAAAGAGACCAAAAGAGAAAAGACAAAAAAACGCGAAAAGGGAGUCAAAAAUUUUGGUUUGCUUUCCUUUGGUGAAGAGGCUGAAGAAGAUGAAGAAGAAACUAAUCAAUUUGUACAAAAAAAUGCGGGGAAAGCAAAAUCAAUGCACGACGUUGGAGACGAUCCCAAACUUAGCAAAGAUGCCUUACCUAUCGAAGGUAGCAACACUAGAUCAGAUGAUGAAGAGGAGUUAGAAGAAGAACGGAGAUUGGCUCUUGUCAAAAAGGAACCGUUGGAUGAUGAUGAUAUGGAAGAGCGUCGCCAGCGAAUCAAAGAUAAAUUGCAAUUAAAAACGAAUGAGACUAAAAAAUUAAUAAAAACGGAGACAAUUGAAAUUAAAGAGGAAUUGUCUGAUUCUGAUGAAGAUGUACUUUUGACGCAGGAGCAGGAACGUAAAAUAAAAAGCGAAAAAAAGAGGAAUGAAAUUCGACAAGAAAUUCAAAACCUGAAAAAACAAUAUCAAACAGAAAAACGUCAAAGAGAAAAUCUGGGUGAUAAAAAAACUGAGAAGAGCAAAACUGAUGAAGUCAAUGCUAAUGCCGCUGAAAAUAAUGAAUUCAUAAAAAAUUUUGUCGAUGAAAAAGUAAAAUACAGUGGCUUAAAGACGAAAAUACCCAAAAAAGGGGCUAGUCGAGAGGACUUUACAUUAAGUUUACUAUCGAAAUUUCGAAAUAAAUUGGAUGCACUCAAACAAAAGCAAAGUGAAACAAAUGAAGUCACCGCCACUGAGUCUCUAGAUGAUGGAAUUGUAGAGAAAGAAAUUCAAGGAGACGAUUGGUUGGCGCACACAUUGAAGUUCGAAGAAGUAGCACCUAUUUUAGCCAAAGAUGCAUCCACGAAGGGCGACGAUUGGUACGAUGCGUAUGAUCCCAGGAAUCCGCUGAACAAACGUAAAAGAGGAGAAGGUUCUAAAAGCGGAGGAAGUAGCAGUAAAAGUUCAAAACGACGGUAGUUAAAAUUGGAAACAUAUUUAUUUUGAUAUCAAAAUAUAAAUUUUGGAAGUAAAGUGCGGCGAAAUUAUGGAAUUUUAUUAAUCUUCUCAAAAUAUUUUGUUUUCUCUUUGGGAUUUGGUACAAUCUGAAAAUACAAAAUAUGUUAGUUUGUAAUUGAGAAAAUGUGCUUGUUUAUUUUAUUACUGUCUCUGCGCCGGGUUUCCAGCCAGCUGGACAAACUUCUCCAUGUGUGUCGGUAUAUUGGAAUGCUUGCACUAAACGAAUCGUCUCAUCUACUGAACGUCCCACCGGCAAGUCAUUCAUAGUUAUUUGUCGCAAAAUACCACGAUGAUCAAUGAUAAAUAGACCACGUAGUGUAUGACCCAAGUCUUCCAAA